Messenger RNA from Porites lobata, 9056 nucleotides. Lineage: Eukaryota; Metazoa; Cnidaria; Anthozoa; Scleractinia; Poritidae. The record is from the annotation of a GenBank genome assembly.
AUGGCGAUAAAGAUUGAAACAGCCCGAACUCACUUUUUAAGCGACGUUUUUACCCCCGUGGCUAACGUGGGAUCCGUCAUACUCCCUACUGAACUUGAAGUAUUGACGCCUGUUAGUGAGGUAUCGCGAAUUCAGUGACGGAUCCGGGGGGAGGGCCCGGGGGGGCUUCGGAUCCUCCCUUCCAGACCUGACGCUUGUUCGAGAUUGAAAUUCUUACAUGGACAGGAUCGUAUAUCACUUUUUAACUGGCUGAUUUUUUCAAUGAAACGCGCGUUGCAUUUUGCCACUAAACAAAAUUCCUGGGAUAUUAAAAAAUGUGAUUGUUUUUGGGUACUCUCCUCUGCUCGCAAAGCAGUACUUCCCGCGCGAACGGCGACCGGCGCUCACAGAGGAGGAUGUUCCAAGGGUGUAUCCUUUACGGGUGCAUCCGUAAAAGGUAAAGGGCCAUAAAAUUAUAACGUAACCGCGCAACCGGGAGGGAUGGGGGUGGUGUUUGGGGGAAAAGUCCUUUCUAAACCAAAGUUUUGACCAGUCCUUUCUGAACCAAAGUUUGGACCCCCCCCACCCCGAUCAAAAAUUUCUGGAUCCGCACCUGGAGAAGGUGGUUGAUACUUGAAAAUACCGCACUUCUCUUCAUGUCUUCACGUUGUGUCAGCUCCCAAGAAGAUUCUUCGCUGUACGGCGCCUUUAAAAGGUCGCUCUUGGAGCCAAAGUGAUUGAAAAGAAUACCCGUAAACUAACUUGACGAGACCUUCAGUGGCGGUGGAGUUGAACCACCCGCGGCAAGCUGUUGAUAAGACACGUGAGCAAAAUUCCUUGAAAGAGGUGUCAUUUCAAAACACCGCUUACUUAUUUUUUUGUCAUGUCACCAAAUGCUACCAAAGAGAAAACUGAAGUAAAACAAAACAUUGUUCAAAAAAAAUAGCAAACAAAGUUUGGAUAAAACCUGCAGGAUUACAUAAGGGGCAGUGCGUGACGUUCCGCCCGCUGCGCAGAAAACUAAACCACUAUUCUUGUCAAACUAUAAUCAUAAAAACUAUUAGUGAUCUUGAACUCUCUUUUUCACUCUCUCUAGCGUCGAAAAUGGCUUCGUGAUACCUCAAAAUUUCGCACACCAAAUUUAAGAGCCGGAAUAUUAUGCUUCUUAGUUUCUAAAAGAAAGGGGAGAAAAAUUCUAAGAAAAACCUAUCUUCAAAAGAGAUAAAAAGAGUACGUAUUUUCACGAUGCUCAUCAACUACGCAGCCGCACUUCCCAGACCACUGUGCGUUUUGUGAAUCCCAUGUCAGUAGAUUACAGAUGAUUUCUUUCCAACACCACAUUGGUGAAAACACACAGCCUCACUCGUGGAGAAAACUGUCAAUAGAUCUUGGGCACUUGCCCCAGGCUCCUGAUGCCUCGUGAGACGCGCACCACUGCUGCUUUUCUCCGUAAACUGCUUGCGCUAUCGGCAGGACUAUCGAAUAAGAACAAAGACAAAAAUGCACUUGUCAUUACUUGUUGUCAGGAAAAUCACCUGAGAUCGAAAGAACUUAUUCAUCAAUACGUGUAAAUAAAUAGUAUUUACUAGUAUUCGGAAGAGUACCACAUGUCUAGGACAUACAAAAAUGCGUAUGACUACUAUGCGCGAAUCAAACGUCGAUGGCGGAAAAUUCGACGGGCAAGACUAUAAGGUCUCAUUUACGAUUCGUUUCUGAUAUUUUUGCCCGGACCUUUUGAAAACAAAACAAACUAUUUUACACAGUUUGCCAAGCCGGUUGAACGCUCCCUUUUACGAGUCUAAGAAAGCCAUUUAUAUUUUCGGUGGAGAGCUUUAAUCCAACUGGGAAACCGAACAACUGACGAAAGAACUCGUUUGAUGCCCAUGUGAGUACUAGCGUCCCUGUGUUAACAACGGUGCCUCUUUUGCGACAAGUUAAGUUUUGCGUACAGUGGAAAGUAUCAAGGAAAGAUGCCAAAGCUUGUAGCAUCACCUCAUUUGCGUCCCAAGUGCUUGGAAUGGAGGCCGGGAUGAAAAACGCACCGAAAACAGCGCAAGGUGCCUGAAAAAAGAGCGCAAACACACAAAAAGAACACGAGAAAAUCCUAAGGACGAAAGCAAACGGUUCUAUGAAAGUUUCUCUUAGUCUUCGGUUGCUUAGUCUUCGUAGCGAUCGUUUCUGUUUCCUCGUAGGGAAGCGGGAAAAGCGCGAAAAACGCGUGAAGGUACUGAUUAUCCAACUGUGCCUUGAGGUGGUACCUCGUUGCGCAGCUCUUGCAAAGGCCUCUAUUUUGUUUGCAAUUGUUCAAUUGUUCAUACGAGCGCUCGACGGUCUCUAAACAGAAUAUAGAGGGUCUUAUAACAGGCCUGUGUUAACGUUAUGCCAGAACAGAAUGCACCGAAAAUCAUUCUCUCAAGGCUAUGUUAUUUUUUAACGAAAUCGUCUCGUUCGCGGGAUAGCACUACGCUGCCUCGCAAAAUUUCGGUUGACAUUUAUACCAUAACUCAUCCCCGAGUACUGAAACACUUAAGCCCGAAAGAGGGCGAUUGGGGCAAUGAGUUCUUGAUCACACAUAAAUUCCAUAUUCCUUCAAUUUUCUCUUCAAGAGAAAUCUCGAUAGGAAGUUUUAGCCGUUUAUAACGUAGGUUCUGAAAAGUCUCAAAGGUGCGCCAGAUUAGGUCCCUAGCCAAUCCCGAAAAAACCAAUAUUGCUCUGGAAAGCACGAACCGCUCAUGUGCCCAGGCUAUGUGUAUGUAAGGCUGGCGAGAACGGGGAAUUUGACAAUAGUAGUUAGCAUUGGGGCGAAAAAUUGGUCACUAUGUGGGCAAGGUGAAGAUCUUUAACAUUCCGAAAAUAAACCCCUAUGUUUAUAGGCCUCUCAAGUACCCCAAAAUCCCAUUCGCAAAAGAGCCUUAGAUCUAUAAUUAGCCCCACCACCCCCACCCCACGUGGCUUAAAUCUCAUUUUGGGAAUUGUUCUGAUUCUCAAGCUAAAUCAAACACGUUGGAACUAAACGAGAAAAGCCCGGAUGUGAGUUGUCUCUCACAAGACCGAUUUUUAUGUCCUCUGAGCUGCCGUAUGAACUGCUGUAGUGACUGCGAAAAAAAACCCCGUAACUAACGACCAAAUCAUGACAAAUGGGGUUUCUCCUAAUAUAUUGCGGGCACUAUCAGCAGUUAUCAUGGUUAGUUACUGUGCUGUCUGUGCUUGUACCGAAUCCAAUUCUCAAUGCAAAGAUUGGCGUUGCAUUUGAAGUAUUAAACUGCCUUAACAAGUGUGACUCUGUACAACAGCCCCUGUAAAAAGGCUUUAGAAAACUAAAACUUCCGGGGUAUAAUUUAAUUCAAAAUCGGUUAUGGAACCUGGAUGCAGAUGCAGAGAGGGGAAAUCUGGGGGCAUUUUAUGAGGAAACUGUGCUCCUUGGUUACAUCAUGACUACAGACGUAUGGACUGCAAAAGCUGCACUGAAUUAUGAGGUAAAUACUGUUUUGCUUAUUAACUUCGUAAUUCCGAUAUAUUUUUAUCGUGGGAGAUAAAGGGGUAGGGACAUUUGACCGAUUAUUCUGACCAGGGGGUGCUGGAAGUUUAGAACCAAUUUUGGCGCAGGGAACGGGAAUUUGAACAGUUCCGUCUUCAAAAGUUCAAAUACCCGCAGGGAUGUGUUGAAGUUUAGAAUUAACCAGUGCAUUGUGUAUAUAUCAGGAACACUGAACUUUCAAGCAAUGAAAGAGUUUAUAAUGAUGAUUUUGAAAGUUUGUAAUCUAUUAUUUAUAUUACUACAAUAGUACGCGCGCUCUGAUUGGCUGCUAAGCCAAGAUUUUCUUGUAAUUACCGCGCAUUAGUAGCUAGGUGUCCAAAGCAUACAACCCAUGUUUUUAAACACAAAACUUGACACUGGACAUCCAUAUUAUGCUCAAUUGGCAGCUGUCAUAAAAAGCUAUCUGUUGACCAGUGUCACAUGACUGUAUCGCGGGCUCAAGUGUUAACUCAUUGAGGUGACGUGUUCUUUAUGUUAUCCGCUGACCGAUUUUUAAUUGACCGCGAACUCAGCUCCAAAAUAUCUCAUUGUGUAAGAAACAGUGUCUUUUUGUUUCGAUCGCACCGCAACUUCGUGUCGGUUCGAUGAACACGACCUCGAAUGACCUCUUUCGCGCGGAUGUUGAAAAUUAUUUCCGUUGUUUUUUAUUGUAUUCAUUUUAAGAAUAGCGCUGAACAGGCCACAUAAUAAAUCACUUAUUAACCUCGUCCUUUCGGUCAUUACAGGGAAAUCUCAGACCUCGGCCUUGAUGUAUUGACCUCGCUAACUCCCUGUAAUGGCCUCACUCUCGAUUAACUAAUAAGUCGGUAUAUAACUCUCGGCAAUUGCCAGGGCAGGCAGAAUUAUGCACCCAUAUGGAAAGCCGGAAAACAUGCACACCCUGUUUGUUCUUCAUGCACACAAAUAUGCAGCAAUCACGACACAAGGGGGAUCAUAAUAAAAUUGAAGUGACUUAACUUGGACAACGAAUCCUGUAAAAGACAGAGUGGGUCCGUUUAAGGACAUUGUCACCAUAUAAAGCCUUGUUUCAUGGCCUGUUAACCAUGAACCAGAUGUUUUUAAACAUCUGGUUACAAGUACAAACUUUCCCUUGCUUUGGUCAAAUAACUCGCCUGAGUUUCUCCAGCCGAAAGUUAAGUCUGACUUUUAGGCUUACAUCUGAACUUGUAGCACAUCUCAUUAAAACCUCAUGCCGGAUGUCAGUUAUUAUAAUUACUUGUUUUUCACCUGGUUCUUCAAAGACAAAGCGCGAUCGGCGUAAAACUGAGUCUGCAGUCAUAGCAAGCGCGCGUGAGGCAAAAAUUGUCUCUAUUCUCUUCGCACACUAUCCACUUGUUAGACGCUGAACUUGUUGUUCAGUGAAAACGAGAAUUGAAGGAGGACUUACAACCGUAUUUUGAGGCCGAUUUCGAAAGGUUACCUACUGAUCCUUAGUUUCCUUCUUUCGAAUUAUUAUGGCCCAGAAAAUCGAAUUUCAAAUUUAGCCGUGUUUUGAUAACAUUCAAAGACAUUUGGUGAAAUUCAUUUCCCUUCGUGAAAUAAUACUGAAUUCUAAGAAACCCGCGGGACGGGGGGGUGGGGGUAAUUUAUUACAAACAACUGCAAUUCAAGGGGCCGGGGGAGGAGGCUUUAUAAAGACGACGGACACCAACGAUUGACGGGGAAGUUUGCAUAGACAUUAUUGACCUUUUUGGCCAUUUAAAACCCGGGAGAGUUUCGAUCACUUACCUGCCUUUGUGAACUAAACAAUACCCAUGAAGGAAAUAGCAAGAUUUAUAAACUCUAUUCUAAAUCCAUUAAUUCAACCACGCAAGAUGUUGGAAGAACACAAACGUUAGGUGGAUACCCUACUACAUUCCUCGAUGUAAUUUGCGCCCAUUCAAGGGAUGCGCGCUGUGUUUUCUCUUGUCCCGCUCCUGUCGAAAUUUUGAUCCCUGGAAACUAGGCCAGAGUUGAACGAGCGGCCAUAUCACGUGACUGCAGGGCUUUUUGCUUCAUAAGCCGUUUCCUCGUUUUUUUAGACACGAGCUGGCCGGCUAAACUGUCGGAUAGAAAUUGCUUUCGCACAAAAAGCUAUUUUCACAGGUAAUUUGGCUCAGCGAAGGCGCUUUGUUAGCGGCCAUGUGAAAGAACAGAACAACGUAAACUCCCCGAUGCGGUAACUGAAACGAGGCACACACGGAUUGUUCUCUAACUGGGCAUUCGAGUACCUCUUUACCAUAAAAAAAGGAAGCGUUUGACUAUUCCUAAGGACGUCUGCAAGGGAGGCUAUAUCAACUUACAUUUCGACGAACAGCCGAGAAAAUAAUUCAACGAUUUCCAAGCGGUCGUAAGUAUCUUUUAAGCAGUGUGUUUUACCUGAAAACAAGCUAAAACCUUUUGUAUCCACACGAAUCCUUUCCAGUUACGUCAGUAAAACAACGAGUUUGUUUAACCUUCGAGAUACUAUCCACAAGCUUCGAACAACGGCAAACCGAACAAUCUUUCAGGUUCUAUUGAAAGAAAGAAAAACAACGAAUUGAGUUUCAAGAUUUGAAGCAAAAAGUUCCUUUUCCUUAAUGUUACUUGCGCGAUUUUCUUACGCAUAAUAACUGGUCAUUCGGCGAGCUCAUCCAUAAACAUUAGACUCAGAAAAUUUUAUUCUCUAAUAAAGCGGUUAUUCAAAGGAAGUCUAACCUGCAAAUAGACGACAGGCUUAGCGGAUAAUCCGUAGUUUAUACGAGGGUUAUGGUAGCUAGAUAAUUGUUUUCCCAGACUGCACCAAAUAUCUUCUCAACAUUGUUUAUGGUACGCAGUGUUUAGACAUUACGGCUGGCCAAAUUGAAAGUGGCUUAGGAAGCGGAUUUGUCACACACUGGCCAAUACCCGUUUACAUAACCGGUCCUUUAUGUUUUGGAAACAAAUAGAAAUUUCCAUUGGGGCAUGUAAAGAUAGAGCAACAACUGAACAGACAGGAUAAAAUUCCGAAAGUUCAACGAAUGGACUGGAACGGUUUUCAGAAUUUUCGGAAAAAGAGAAACACCCCUUGAGCUAAAAUUACCGUACUGUUCCGCAUCUUCAGAAUUUUCGGUUGGUUGGUUCGCGUUUUAAGAACUUGACAGUUCUCAGAUUUUCCGGAAAAUUUCCGUAACAUUCGUUCGCAUGUCGAGAUUUCCAGAGAUUCUAAUCAAAUGGAUUGCCGUGCGGAUUUCGGAAAGGCGGGAGCAACAAGUACCUUAUAUUUCUUUCGCUUAAAUCAUCCGCCAACGAAAUCAGAAAAUUUCAAGAUCCGGAACGUUGAAACUGCAUCAUCGUUCGCAGUCCUUUGCUUAGGAUACCCAUUCCAAACUUCGUCAACAACGUUCUUUGUUGAGUGAAGAAUGUUAAAAGACGUGCGAGCCAAGUUUGAAUUGUUACGUCUCGAAAUAAAUAAUUUUCUUUGUAAGUUAUUGUUUUGUAUUUCCCCCAGACUCAAUCGUAGACAUAACAAUUAUAGUCUUGGCAAUAAUCGCUUUAGUCUUUGUACGAUACUUGUGUUUUUCUUAGCAAUCAUUGUCACCUACUUUUCCCCAAAGUGUUUGUGAUUGGACAAGAUAAUCAAGCGUCUGGUAGCUUGUUAUCUUCUUAAUUCUGCCGUUUAUAAUAAAUAGCCUUAACAACUGGAAGUGUUUACGUCGGCCUUUUCUUUUCAUUUUUCUCGCCCGCAAUUUCGUUUCCGUUUAACUCGUUUCCACUUAUUAUAAGUGGUUCAAUUUUGCUGUUUAUGUUCGUAGACAAGACGACUCUUCGCGUUACGCCACGUGGAUCGUUGAGUUCACAUGACAACGAAGUAAAUUUCAAGGGGAGAGUGCACCUGUUAAGUGCCAACAUCCCACCCAGGGGGGAAGGGUGGGGCGUGGUGGUAAGAUGAGUUUGAUAAACUCAGACAAGUCGAUGAAACCGUGGUGGAACGAGAGAGAAAUUCACAAGCUCGUUCAAAAGAGCAUGUAAAGAAACGUUAAAUUUCUGCGCCUUUUUCCAAUAGUAGGCACUAAAAUAGAAGGAAAAGUCACCGGUGAUAAGCGAGGUGUGAAUUACGACAGCAAAUCCGAAAGGCAUUCGCAAGAGCAAGUAAAGCAAAGCAUAGAAAAGACAAAUUGCUUCAUAUUGGUCGCAUUUCAGGGAACAAAAAAAAAGAAAAAUUUCCCCUUGAAAACAAAGUGGCAUCAAAACAAACUGCCCAAAGCAGAGAAACCGCAAGUGACAAUAUUGACUCAGCUUGUACGCCGUUCAAAAACACAUCGAUUUACCGACAAAUUAUAUUCCACUCUUUCAGCAAGUAAAGCGACUGGCCGAAAUAAAUAUACAAGUAACAGCAAAUCACAUAAUAAAUGAUUCCUGACCAAACAACGUAGCAGAAGCGCUUUUAGCGAGUUGAGUACGUUAAUUUUCAUGCCACGAGCAAAUCAAACUUAUUUGAGGAGGGAAACAGAAAUGUUUGCUUUCGCGACCCGAACUGUAAUUAUUUUCACUUGCUUUACGGGAAAUAAACUCUCGACUUACAAUUUCAAGUGACUUUCGACUGGCUGAGAGGCACGAAAUUCCUCUGUAAAUUUGCAUAGGCCUCGUAGAUCAGUAUAUCACGUUCUGAAAAAAUUCUACGAAAGCAAAACGCGUUACGUUUUCGAAACGAAUUAACACAAGAGACUGUAAAAUACAGAAAGAAAGUAUUAAUCUUUCUUCUUUCUUUUGAAAAUCAAUAAGUGGAAGAUCGAAAGUAAUUUGCACCUUCUUUCAUAACCAAUCAUAAUAUAUGCAACCCUUGGAAACGUGAUAGAAAACACAGCAUAUAAUGCAAAUUUAGUUAGAGCAUAAUCGAAUCGCAGUGUUGCUAAUCUUAGGAUGCUCUUAAGAGCAGCACAAUCAAAACAUUGACGAGUUUGACAAGCAAAUCUUGCUCAACAUAUCAGCGACUUUAAGCGUCAGAGGCAAGGACAAGGUUUAUUUGCCCGGGCAAUUUUUCUUUUUGACGAGUUUGCGAUAACGGAUAGAAAACCAGUUGAUAUUAAACACAGGAUAAUUUCAAGAAGAAUCCAGUAAGAGGUACGGUAUUUUUAUAACCCUUACGGAAACAAAUGCGAGCGAAAUUUAAGCUGCCGUGAGUCAUUUCUUAUACAUUUCACCUGUCUUCGCGUACAGAAACGAGAAAGUAAUAAUUUGAUUUUGCUUGCAUUUUAAAUAGGCUGCUAUCUCGACAAUGGCCGAACGCGCUCCGAGUGAAGUUAAAGACACGCUGAAACGAAUUGAAGAACAUCCAAACGUGGUUGGCGUGAUUAUAAUGGACCGAGAUGGACAGCCCGUCCAUAGCACAUUAGACGCUAUGGAGACGGCAUACUACAUUAGGCAGUGCAGCUCGUUAACGGCGAUCGCCAGGGGAACAAUACGAGAGACUGAUCCAACGGACGAUCUUCAGUUCUUCCGGAUUCGAACAAAGAAGUUUGAAAUCAUGCUCGCGCCGGAGCGCGACUAUCUACUCAUCGUCCUGCAAAACACGACAAAAAUGCCGGGGAAAUUCGUUUGA